GUUUAAGAGCCCAUGAAUUUUAUUUGGAGCAGUCUCUAUCCGAAAUAUUUAGUUGCCUUUCAGUCGUUCAUCAUUAUGCAGACUGUUAGUUUACAUUGGAGAGUCAACAUCUGAAGCUGAAGCAUAAAAAUAGUCUCGCACAGAAUGGACCAUCUACAAGGUAUCUAAGAAGAAAUGAGUUUUAAAGCCAUAUAAAACUUUUGCUGCUAGUAAACGGGUGCUGAAGGAAAUUUCUCUAGAAUUCUUUAUAGCGAAGUCCAAGAGUAGCUGGCUAGGGUCGUACUCAGGAAAUAUUAACUUCUAGAGCACAGUCAAGAUUCGUGCAGCAGAAAGUCACGAAGUGAGUUUCACAAGAAAUUGAAGGUGAAAGGAACUAUAAGGGUUUGAUAAUGAAAAGUGUUCCAGAUAUCAUCAUGCGGAUUCAUAAUUAUCCGAAUACUCUUCCGCCCUUGUUGUGCCCCAUAUUCGCUAAACUCCGGAUACACAAAGAGCAGGUCUUUAGGCGCCUCUUUGACAAGAAGAGAAAGAGAGAGAAAUAAAGAAAGAGGGUAUUCUCUAUUUCAAGAGUCUCCAAGAGAAGGAGUAAGUACAGUUUCGGCUAGAAUUCGAUCAGCUGUAGUUCUACUGGAAGAAAAGGGCAGAAAAGGGAGAAUACGUGAUCAACCAUGUGCACAUAAUGCAGCCUUGGUAAAGCGAACUCAGGAUAACACAUAGGACGGUUCGAGAAAAUCGCACCUUUCACCUCUAUUGACUCCAACCACGAGCACCAAAAAAUCAACGCCUUCACUCUCCACUUUUCUUCCAUUAUGAAAAGCUAAAAUCAAUCUAUCUCGCUUGUCUGCCCGGAUAUUAUUAUGGGGAUGAUACCCUAUAUGUAUACCACAGGGACUGUAUUUAAGAGUACACAGAGGAAAAAUAAACACGUGGAACGUGUAGGAUUAAUCAGGAACUCAUGCAGGCAUAUGACGCGCACUAGUUAAGGUAGAUAAGUAUACCUAGUUGUGUUAUAGACUUGGUAUACACUGUAUCCUAUAUAUCCAGACUGUAUAGAAAUUAUGUGCAAAGGGAUAGCGCGUUCCAGGCAGACUUCUUGCGGCACUUCAUCUCCCGUAUCCGGCUUACAUAAUCCAUAGCAACAUCGUAACGGCUCCACUUUAUGAUCUGGUGACUGAUAUUGAACACGAGCCACCAAAUUAUAUGGAAUCCACUUGGUUAAAUUUUUGACUGAUUCAGAUAGUAUUUUUUUAUUCGUUUUUGUAAGAGUUAAAAAAUUAUUGGGGAGCUGAUUAGUUCUAGGAGUGAAUACUUUCAGUGUAUGAAUGUCGAAUGUAUAAUUAUAUUGAUAAUAAGUCAGGAUUGCUGACGGGGAUUUAAUAAAAGUAAUUAGGAGUCGUUGUUAUUCGAGCGAAACUUACUAUUAAUAUGGCGACCUGCUUUGAGGUUUAUUUAGGGCGCUGACACCUGACGGCCCUUAUUUCAAUUAGCCCUUUGACUGCAAGUAGAUUGUUCAGUACUUGCGCUUCUGGAUCGAUAUGUUUCUGCGUGUCCGUGGUCAUGUUCCGAGACAGUGGCGCUCAAUCAAAAAUAAUAUGUAUUGAGUGUUGAGUGUGUAGAUCGGAAUUAAUUUAAAUUGAAUUAAAUAGGGUUGCGUGACUAUCAGCUGUUAUGAUGUACAUGUAAAUAUUAUAGAAGCUGCUGUUCUGGAGCACAAUGGUAUCUGCCUAAAAAUAGUUCCAUUCAGAAUAAACGGCACGUCACGGACGCCACAGCACUCUUUGUUACCGUCGAAUACAAAAAAUUGUUCAAUUCGCAUCGAUCUUACAUAUUUAACUUUCAAGCCAAUUAUACGAUUGGUUUUGAUUUGACUGAAAAUUCUUUAAGCCAAAUUCCUGCUGCUUCAACCGGGUAAUACAAUACGCGGGGCGUUAAAUUGAAAAAUAUUUCCGGUAAUAAAGUUAUCCUAGUGGAAUACAGCAGCUAUGAUACCAGUAUGCGUUUGGAAUAGUAAAUGAACCGUUGAAUUGGAUUUGGAAAUGUUUUUUGCUCUGUAAAUUAUAUAAUUCAAGUCUGAUAUAUUUUUUUAAUAAAAAUAAAAUAUUACCUUGCCGGGUAUGGCUGUUGUAUAAAUACAACGUUUACGUUUGACAAACUAACUUUUGCUCGUAGUUCCUUUUUCAUGCGAUUGAACUAAAUAGAUUGAGGCGUAAAACAUCCUCAGGGACGAUCACUUCCCAAUGGAAGGAUCCGAGAGAAUAUCGGCUCCACGUCUUUGUUUAUUAUCCCAGGCCGGUUUAUACGGUAGUCCCGGGUGCUGCGCCAUAAGAGCCACACUGUGUUUUCUUUAGUCGUAGCCAGGAUAGUUCCGGAGGAGGUUUCGCUACAACGCUCCUGGUAUCCUGACUUCUUUACUUCCUUCCCUCAAUUUUCGUCUACUUAACUUAACUACUUAAAAAAAAGUAACCCGUGGUUACUCAAUACAAGAGGGAUGCCCAAGGACUCGACUUCCUCAUCGCAGGAUACGCUUCGACCGUUAGCUGUAUCGGUCAUAAGCACAACAUCUACGAAAGAGGAACGAAGAAAAACCGGACGCUUCGUUGCUGCCAGUUCUGCAUUAACUCUUACAUUGUUUGCAUUGUACCAUGGACUUCUACGUGGUGCAUCCACCAUUGCACGUAUCUUCAUACCAGCAAUAAUAAUGCUGGUGUACGUCCUAUGGGUCCUGUAUUCUGCACGACGGGACAGACUAAAGGCACUCAGACGUGCAUCGGCUAUGCAACUGCUGAACGUCGUUUCGACUCAGCCUAUGGAGGAUAACGUUACGAAUCCAGCAGACAUUAAAAAUGAAUCUAAGGACGUUACGUAAAUUUAAUAGUUUAUAUCUAUUCAUUCAUUGUUAACUCAUUAUUAUGAACCGGAUGAAAUUGUUUUUAUGUAACUCAUGCAUGAAAAACACUACUUUUCGUGCCUCCGAAUUGUAGCGAAAGUGGCGCUUUAUAUCUAUGGAUACGAUAAAAAUGCUGCGCAUGCGCAAAUCGGCCCAA
Cephus cinctus (wheat stem sawfly) is the source of this 3041-nucleotide messenger RNA. RefSeq lists its product as uncharacterized. The record is from RefSeq and is a predicted model, not a curated record. The transcript has 5 exons. NCBI's taxonomy places the organism in Eukaryota, Metazoa, Arthropoda, Insecta, Hymenoptera, Cephidae. Bases 2486 to 2863 code for a protein of 125 amino acids.